This is a messenger RNA of Anolis carolinensis (green anole), 732 nucleotides long. It is a transcript of the gene dbi, whose product is annotated as diazepam binding inhibitor, acyl-CoA binding protein. The coding region runs from base 147 to 413 and encodes 88 amino acids. Gene Ontology annotation, molecular function: fatty-acyl-CoA binding. Lineage: Eukaryota; Metazoa; Chordata; Lepidosauria; Squamata; Anolidae. The record is from RefSeq and is a predicted model, not a curated record. The transcript is spliced from 4 exons. Gene Ontology annotation, biological process: fatty acid metabolic process.
GCCAGCGCAAGGCUCCGCCCCUCGCCUGUGAUUGGUCGCCUGGAGCUGGGCUGAUGUGUGAAAGAGUGCUUUGCCAAGUGUGGUGCAGCAGGGAGUAGUCACGUUAGUAGAGUUUGAGCGAAAAGAUACUAAGUUGUACUGCCAUCAUGAGCCAAGCAGAGUUUGAUAAAGCUGCAGAAGAAGUUAAGAAGCUGAAGACCCAACCAGCAGAUGAAGAAAUGUUGUUUAUCUACAGUCAUUUCAAGCAGGCAACUGUUGGAGAUGUAAAUACAGAACGUCCUGGAAUGCUUGACUUUAAGGGCAAAGCCAAGUGGGAUGCCUGGAAUGGGUUAAAAGGGAUGUCCAAAGAAGAUGCAAUGAAAGCAUACAUAGCAAAAGUAAAAGAACUACAAGAAAAAUACGGAAUGCAAUAAGAUCCAGCCUUGCAUGUCUUAGUGCAGUGGUUCUCAACCUGGGAUCCCCAGAUGUGUUUGGACUUCAACUCCCAGAAAUCAUAACAGCUGGUAAACUGGCUGGGAUUUCUGGGAGUUGUAGGCCAAAACACCUGGGGAACCACAGGUUGAGAACCACUGCCUUCGUGGAAAUAUGCCUGCCUUACUAAUACUGUGGAUAAUGAUAUUGAGCAUUACUCAGUGCUGCAGUGCCAAGAAUGGGUGCCAUGUAGCAACUGAUAGCUGUGUAAUUCUACUUCUAAUGGUUUAUAGAAUAAAACUGUUAAAUUCCUAACCUUGA